GAAAAAGGAGAAAAAUGAAGGAAUUAUUUCUUUAUGUAGCAAAGUGAAUGGAGGAUCUUCAUGAUCCCAUUUAUUACAACAUUCCCCAAAGCUUAGAGGUGUCAGCUUAGAAUGAUAACGUGUGCCCCUCCACCUCCUUGUUGCCUUCGCAGUGUCUGUCAAAUGGAGGUUCAUGCAUUCCUCUCUGUGGAAGCUUCUUUUUAUCAUUAGGAUCAUACAUUGCAGAAUGUUUCUGCUUCUCUGUUACUCAAUUGCUUUCGUGCUUUAGCUGCAUGCCUGCUGAGCAUGUCGGUUAUCGUGGUGGCACAACAUUUCAUAAUUGUUUAAUCUUUUUGUACAUGAACUACUUCAAAUAUAAUUUCAUUUCUUGACUGUCUUCUUCCUCUGUCAUUCCCUUCUGUCUGGCUUUCUAUAGUCUGUAAUGGCUGAGGUGGUGCCCGAGGUGCUGGCGAGGAAAUGGCUGGGAUUUGGUGCGAGCAUCUGGGUUCAGGCAUUUGCAGGGAACACAUAUGCCUUUCCAAACUAUUCACCCACGUUGAAGAAGAUUAUGCAGUACAAUCAAUUGCAGUUGAAUAAUCUUGGGGUGGCCAAGGAUCUGGGUGAAAAUGUGGGGCUGAUUGCAGGGCUUGUUUGUGAUAAAUUGCCACCUUGGGUUCUGCUUUCCAUUGGAGCUUUCAAUGGUUUGGUUGGUUAUGGAGUGCUGUGGCUGGCUGCUACUGCAAGAAUUCCUCCUCUGCCUUAUUGGCAAAUGUGUGUGGCAUUGAGCAUAGGAGCAAACAGCUCAACAUGGUUUAACACUGCAGUGCUGUUGACAUCCAUGAGAAAUUUCCCCCACAGCAGGGGCACUGUUGUGGGCAUCCUCAAGGGCUUUGUGGGUCUGAGCGGGGCUAUUUUUGCUCAGCUGUCAACAGCGAUAUUUCCAGACAAUCCAAUCAUGGUUCUUUUUCUGCUGGCAAUGGCACCAACCCUUGUCUCUCUAGUUGCUAUGCAUUGUAUUGUACCAGUUAAACCCACAGUUGGUUGCAGGGAUGAUCCAAAGGAGCAUGAACAUUUUGUAUUCAUUAUAUAUACUUGCAUUGGCCUCGCAAUUUACAUUCUCGGGGCCACAAUUGUGGAUAAUUUUGUGUCCCUGAGGGGACAUUUCACCUCCAAGGUCAUUGCAGGGGUAAUUUUGAUUUUCUUGGCAGUACCUCUUCUAAUACCUUUCAGAAUAUAUGUGGAUAGUCUUAUGAAAUUAAACAAAAGGACAAUUUCAACCAAUAUGGGAGAUCCUGCAAAUGAGCCACUUUUGAAGGUGGAAAGACUAAGACGAGAUGUUGAAAGCAACAGCCUUGAAGAUGUGGCCUCUCCAUCUGGAGGCCGAGAUGCCGAGGAAAGCUUGUUUGCAGUGGCCUAUGGAGCUGUCAGGAAGCUGAAAAGGGGUCCAAGAAGAGGCCAAGACUUUAAGCUAAAGCAAGCUCUGGUGAAAGCUGAUUUCUGGUUGUUGUUCUUCUCCUUUUUCUGUGGGGUUGGGUCUGGUGUGACGGCUAUUAAUAAUAUGGGCCAACUUGGCGAGGCCCAGGGCUACUCGGAUGUUUCAAUGUUCAUUUCCCUUAUUGGAGUCUGGAACUUCCUUGGGCGCCUAGGUGGUGGAGCUCUGUCUGAAUUUUUCGUCAGGGCGAAGGGAAUUCCAAGGCCCAUAUGGAUGGCCAUUGCCCAAGCACUAAUGAUAAUAGCCCACCUACUCUUUGCAUCUGCAGUUCCAGGAUCACUGCAUGUGGGUUCUGCAAUCCUAGGCAUUUGCUAUGGAGUACAGUUCACGGUGAUGGUACCCACAGCAUCAGAACUAUUUGGGCUGAAGCAUUUUGGCAUAAUUUACAAUUUCAUAACAUUGGGAGACCCUCUUGGUUCCUGCUUGUUUUCUGGGUGGCUAGCUGGAUCUCUUUAUGAUAGGGAGGCAGAGAGACAACGGGAAUGGACCACAGAGAGGUCUUCUAGUUCUAUUACUUUGCCUCGUAGAACCAUAUGGGAUAUACUGAUUUCACAAGGACAGGGUGCCCAGUGCAGAGGAGCACAUUGCUUCAGGCUAACAUUUUUCAUAAUGGCAGGUGUAUGCGUUGUGGGUGUGAUUAGCAGCAUCAUAUUAAGCUACAGAAUUAGGCCAGUUUAUCUUACGUUGUAUGAGGCUCGAGAGGCUUCCCAUUCUAAAUCCAGAGAUGGUCAAGCCCGGGACAGUCAAAUCUGAGUCAGCAGUACUGAUGUUAAAUAUACACAAAAGUUAUUAGAGGUUUUAAGUUAUAUUUCAAAAUAUAUAAUAAUAGUUCAUAAUGUAUAAUAUUAUUGUCCGUAGGUUGAAUUUACAGAUCAGAUCUGCGGGAAGAAUUUCUGGAUCUAAUUGAGCAGUUGUGUCGGAAGUGAAAUUUGUGAGCUGGAUCAAAUUGCAAAGUAUCAGUAUAUUUCUUUUGCAAUAAUGAGUGGAUUUUGACUGUCGAGAAGAAAAGCCCAUGUAUGAUGUUGAAGAAAUCACAUAUUGUAUUCUGGAUAUAUAUAUAUAUAUAUAUAUAUGACAUCUGGUCCUGUUUUAAUGGA
Cryptomeria japonica (Japanese cedar) is the source of this 2568-nucleotide messenger RNA. RefSeq names its product protein NUCLEAR FUSION DEFECTIVE 4. The transcript has 4 exons. Bases 422 to 2224 code for a protein of 600 amino acids. Gene Ontology annotation, cellular component: membrane. The record is from RefSeq and is a predicted model, not a curated record. NCBI's taxonomy places the organism in Eukaryota, Viridiplantae, Streptophyta, Pinopsida, Cupressales, Cupressaceae.